AUGAGAUAGAUAUUAAAUUAAAUAGGAAUUGUCAUAGCCACUUUUAUUGAUGAAAUAAGUUUUUAACAAACAAAGAAUUAUAGGUAGAAAUUUACUCACUUCUAAAUGGAAAGUGAAUUAGUUAUUUUAAAAUUCAAAAAGCAAUUUCUUUAAAAGAAAAAUCUUAUGAUUAAUAAUUUUGCUAAUAAAUUUAAAUGA
Messenger RNA from Tetrahymena thermophila SB210, 198 nucleotides. RefSeq lists its product as hypothetical. NCBI's taxonomy places the organism in Eukaryota, Ciliophora, Oligohymenophorea, Hymenostomatida, Tetrahymenidae. The record is from RefSeq and is a predicted model, not a curated record. The transcript has a single exon.